Molecule: messenger RNA, 3414 nt
Organism: Dicentrarchus labrax (European seabass)
Lineage: Eukaryota; Metazoa; Chordata; Actinopteri; Moronidae
Gene: aopep
Product: aminopeptidase O (putative)
Exons: 18
Coding region: 63-2696 (877 amino acids)
Cellular component (GO): nucleolus
Molecular function (GO): metalloaminopeptidase activity; zinc ion binding
Source: RefSeq, a predicted model, not a curated record
GACGCGACAUCGACGUGACGGAUACAGGUUUAGCUGCUCAACUUUGAUGCCAUUUGUCUGACAUGGAGCCGGAUGGGGACCUAAACCCCAACACAGAUGACCUUCCACUCCGAGCCAAUACUAACCACAUACUUGUCAGACAUUAUGUACUGGACCUGACUGUUCAUUUUGACAGGAAGGUAAUCAGUGGUAGUGCCAUUUUAUUCCUGGAACCUUGCUCUGGAGUGGGGACUAACGCUGGCACUGGUGAGGGAGCUGGGACUGUAGGGGCUGGAGGGAGUCAGGAUGGGUCUGUGUGUAGAUUUCCUGGUGUGGAUGAAGUGGAGGAUGGCACAAAAGAACUUGGGCAGACUGCAGCUGAAAAUGAAAAUAUUCAGUCUUCACAUUUGUGGGAAACCACCAGCGACAGUGAUUUCACCCUAGUGCUGGACUGCUGUGACCUUGAUGUGUCUAAGGUCGAAGCGUUGGACAUCACCUCUGUGUCAGCCAUGUCUAGCCUCGAACCAGAGGUCGUAUCUGAGUGGUUAGGGGGCCGUUCAGAGAACUCACAAGCAGCCUUUGUUCAGAGCCUUAUCUCCAUGCCCUCUAGCCGGUGGAGGCAGAAGCACCAGCUCUUUUUGCUCUGUAGUCGUGCCCCUGGUGCCCAGUAUGGCAACUCACUGCAUUUUCAUAGAGACCGAUGGAGUCUGCAGGUGAGGAAGAAGGGGGUCGCAUCACCUCAGGAGUUCCCUCGCACCGUCAGGAUCUGCUAUGAGACGAGGCCAACGGGAGGCUCUGUGAGGUGGACCAAAGAUCAGGACAACAGGGUGUGUGUUUACACUGCCGGUUCUCCCAUCAACAACCGAGCCCUCUUUCCCUGCCAGGAGCCGCCUGUUGCCAUGUCAACAUGGCAGGCAACAGUACGGGCCCCCAGUGAGUGUGUGGUUUUGAUGAGUGGGGAGGAGAAGACUGUACCUACUGAGGACGGGGACACACGUUUCUUAAACUGGAGUUACUACGUCACUAUGCCCAUGCCUGCCUCCACCUUCACCUUGGCAGUGGGCCACUGGCGCCAAGUCACAGCAGAAAUCCCCCCAGCAUUGGAAGACAGGGUGAGAGACAGGACGGAUUGUGGUAAGACAGCCAAACCUGCGGCUGGACCUGGGGAAUGGACUGAGGCUGAGCUUUUGUCUGGACCUGGAAGCUCCACCAGCAAAGUAGUAAAGGGCUCUCCACUCCAGACUGACAGCGGAGACCAGACCACCCGCUCAGACUCUGCAUUCUGUUACUCUUCCCUUGAGGAUGAGGGGUUCUCUGUAACUGAUUAUUCAGGCAUGGUGGAUGACGGCAUCUCUUGUUCCCAUGGCGACUACCCUUGCCGAUUUACUGAGCGGUCGGCUAGGUCCCAGCGGGUGAUUCCACACCGUGUGUUUGGCCCCGUCUGCUUGCUGCAGAAGGCCCAGAUGGUCCUCAAGCUGUUGCCUGGAUGUUUGGCUGCAGCCCACACCGUUCUGGGGGUCCACCCCUUUCCCCGCCUUGAUGUUCUCAUCGUCCCAGCAGGAUUCUCCAGUCUGGGCAUGGCCAGCCCGCAUAUAAUUUUCCUGUCCCAGAGUGCAUUGUAUGCUGGGAGUCCUGGUUCUGAAGGGAAUGGCCUGUCUCUGUGUGGGUCCAGGAUUUGCCAUGAGAUCGCCCAUUCCUGGUUCGGCCUGGUAAUCGGAGCCAGAGACUGGACGGAGGAAUGGAUCAGCGAGGGCUUUGCCACCUACCUGGAAGACAUUGUCUGGGCCCAAGCACAACAUCUUUCCGUACAAGGGACAGCAGAACAGUCUGACCUGAAGGCACUGCUGAGGUGGAGACGACUCUCUGAUGAGUUGAAGAACUCAGAGGAGGUACUUCAAAUCCUCAGACCUAACAUGGAAAACACUGGUCAGGUCAGUGAGUCUGGCUCCUCCACAGUUAAACAUGCCCUCAACCCUGACAAAGCCUUCAUGCAAGUCCACUACCUCAAGGGUUACUUCCUCCUCAGGUUCUUGGGCAGUCAAGUGGGAGAGCAACCAUUCAUUGACUUCUUCAGAUUAUUUGUGAAGAAAUACCAUGGGCAACUGAUUUUGUCUCAGGAUUUCCUGCGAAUGCUGCUGAUUAACUUUCCCGACAUGGAGAGAAAAGGCCUCACCCUCGAUGCUAUUUAUGCUGACUGGCUCGAUCGACCGGGAAUUCCAAAGUGGCUGUAUGAAAGGAGUGCCGUGUGGUCACAGGCAAGGCUGGUGGAAGAAGUCAAAGAAGAGGUUGUAAAAUGGAUUCUCCUCAGUCAGAGUCAUCAGGGGAAGGGCAGAAAGCGGAAGAGAAUAGAGCCCAAAGUGAACUACAGAGAGGUGACGUCGGAGCAGCUGGUGAUGCUUUUGGAGCUUCUCCUCGAGGAAGAGGAGCUAAGCGUGGAAACGAUGCAAGCUCUGCAGAGAACUUACAACCUGCGGGAUCAAGACGCUGAGGUCCGACAUCGCUGGUGUGAGCUGGUGGUCAAACAUGCGCACACUCAGGCGUACAGAGACGUGGAACACUUCCUGGUUCAUGACCAAGCCAUGGGUGUGUAUCUGUACGGGGAGCUGAUGGUUCAGGAGGAGCCUGAGCAGCAGGCUCUGGCCUGUCGCUGCCUCUCAUUGGUCCAGGAAGAAAUGGACCAAUCGGCACGCAGAGUGGUGGAGGAAAUGGUCCUAUGAUGGUCCUACAUUGGAGGUUGCUGACUACAGACGGAGAUGAAAGGAGUUUGGCACACGGGGUGUACCGGCUUUCAGCGCUCACCUCCUCUUCCUCUGUAGCAGAGAGGACGUUGCAGAAUUGCCCGGCGGUGUGAACACCAGAAGGCUGUGCUCUUACGCUACAGCCAAGGCCAACUGGCAAGUUUUAGAGAAGUUCUGUUCAUUCAAGUCUAAAGACCAGUGUGUGUGAACCAACAAUGAUACAAGCUGUUCCUAGAGAGAUACAAUGUUGUUAAACUACAUUAUUGCUGUGGUAAGCGGGAAAAAUUACAUCAUGUCACAGAUUUUGAAAUGGUAGAUAAUGAGAAAAGAGACAUAUGUCAUAGAGAAAAGACACUGCACCUUUAUUCAUGUUUAAGAGCUGAACCUGCUGUGUUUAAGUUAGUUUGUGUGUGGCUGUGUAGGUGUGAGUUCAUGUCUGUUUAGUCUGAAGUCAUGAUCUGGCUCUUAAGAGUUUAGACUGGAAAUACUCAGGUGAGUCAUGUUUUUAUACAUAACAAAUUACUUCACUCUGGCCUGUAACAACACUGGAAAAUAUACAACAGAGAACACUCGGGGCAUUUCUAUACGUGUAAACGAUGGUUUUCUAACUGCUGUACAGACAAAUCAUUUUUCUACUGCAUAUAAUUUUAAGUGAAAAUCUUCAUGUUAAAAUAAAAUGAUGUUUUCUUAAAAUACA